Molecule: messenger RNA, 1695 nt
Organism: Phragmites australis (common reed)
Lineage: Eukaryota; Viridiplantae; Streptophyta; Magnoliopsida; Poales; Poaceae
Exons: 7
Coding region: 52-1299 (415 amino acids)
Source: RefSeq, a predicted model, not a curated record
AUAUAGUACUAAUUUUUAAUCCACAGGAACUAAGCAACAUUUGAUUCAAUUAUGGAUGGAUUGGUAGGCCUCUUGAAAGUACGGGUGGUUCGUGGGGUCAACCUUGCCUACCGCGAUGCAAGAGGCAGUGAUCCAUAUGUUGUCCUUAGACUAGGCAAGAAGAAACUGAAGACAAGUGUGAAGAAGAGAUCUGUCAACCCUAUUUGGCAUGAAGAGCUAACUUUGUCGGUCACAAAUCCUAAUGAACCAAUUAAGCUUGAGGUGUUUGACAAGGACACUUUCAGCAGAGAUGACCCGAUGGGUGACGCAGAGAUCGACGUAGCACCCUUGAUGGAAGUUCUGAACAUGGACCCGGAGGACAUUAGGAACGGCGCCAUCAUAAGAUCGAUCCGACGGGAUAUAAAAGGGGGAGUGCACCCUGGAGAAGAGGACGCACCCAGACAAGCAGACAAAUCGAUCUAUCGUGUGCGAGGGCCGGCCAUCGGCGACCGGACCGGAAUCAUGACGCCAUCGGCGGCGGCGCCAUUGACAGUUGGGGAAGUGAACUCGCGGUCGCUCUUACCCCGUGCUGUGCAUUGGGUAUUGGCUGUCUACUUGCCAUCUGUUUGUCUCGCCAUUGCGGCGGCUGCGGCCUACUGCAUCUACGACCGCGAUUCCGUCGUCUUCCCAUGGUGCCUGCCGGUGCUCAUGCUGUGGGGAGUCUACAUGGCGCUGGUCAUGGUGGUGGCGAUGUACAUGCACCUGUUCCUGCCGCGCGCGCCCUUCGCCGUGCGGGAAGAUCUCGUCAAUGCAACAUUUGAUUCAAUUAUGGAUGGAUUGGUAGGCCUCUUGAAAGUACGGGUGGUUCGUGGGGUCAACCUUGCCUACCGCGAUGCAAGAGGCAGUGAUCCAUAUGUUGUCCUUAGACUAGGCAAGAAGAAACUGAAGACAAGUGUGAAGAAGAGAUCUGUCAACCCUAUUUGGCAUGAAGAGCUAACUUUGUCGGUCACAAAUCCUAAUGAACCAAUUAAGCUUGAGGUGUUUGACAAGGACACUUUCAGCAGAGAUGACCCGAUGGGUGACGCAGAGAUCGACGUAGCACCCUUGAUGGAAGUUCUGAACAUGGACCCGGAGGACAUUAGGAACGGCGCCAUCAUAAGAUCGAUCCGACCAAGCAGCCGGAACUGCCUGGCAGACGAGAGCCACGUCUGCUGGAGAAACGGCAAGUUUGUCCAGGACAUGAUUCUCCGGCUGAGGAACGUCGAGAGCGGCGAGAUUCAGUUGCAGCUGCAAUGGGUGAGCAUUCGUGGCGCCAACUAAUCCAUGAGAUCCCUUUGGAGAUCUUGGCUCUUCUUGCUAUUGCUACGGCAAUCGUGUGCAACUAAUGAGAAGGAGAGAGGCUUCAUUCGAUGACAUGUUGGGAUGCUGUGCUGCACUGGGAAAUGAAGCGUUUCCGUUUCAAUCACAUUUUCACCUGUUGUGGAUGUCGGAUUGUAGCCCAACCAGCAAAGGGGUCAGGGUAGUCAAUCUUGGUAGGGAAAAGGAAGGAAAAAUUGAAUCCAGGACAUGAUUUGUAAAGUCUGGGACAACAUAAUUGGAAACAAGUGGUAGGAACCUGUUUGGCAGAAACAUGUCUUUGUUUGGAUUGGAACAGAUGAUUGUUACUAUCAUGUGGGACAAUGGAAUCGUAAAUAUUCCUCCAACAAACUCCUGAAC